Molecule: messenger RNA, 1235 nt
Organism: Nelumbo nucifera (sacred lotus)
Lineage: Eukaryota; Viridiplantae; Streptophyta; Magnoliopsida; Proteales; Nelumbonaceae
Source: RefSeq, a predicted model, not a curated record
CUUCCAAAAACAUUGAGAGCCCAAACAAUUGCGUAUUUCCUAUUCCAGGGUUCCCGACUUCCCGUUUCCCUUGCAGUUGCAGAGAAGGAACUGAAGAAAGAAGAUGGUGGUGGGUCUGAACGCUGGUGACCGCAUCAAGGGAUCGUGGAGCCCCGACGAGGACGCCAAGCUUACAAGGUUGGUGGAGCAGAACGGACCCCGUAACUGGUCUCUUAUCAGCUCUGGCAUACCUGGUCGAUCGGGGAAGUCAUGCAGAUUAAGGUGGUGUAACCAGCUAAGCCCCUUGGUCCAACACCGCCCUUUCACCCCUGCUGAAGACGCUAUUAUCAUCAAGGCCCACGCUACCCACGGCAACAAGUGGGCGACCAUUGCCCGCCUCCUCCCUGGUCGGACUGAUAACGCUAUCAAGAACCAUUGGAACUCCACCCUCCGUCGGCGACUCGCCUCCGAGUCGUUUUCCGCCACGUCCGAUCCUGAGUCAGAGUCCGACUCCGUCAGGAAACGCCGUUGCCUCCGUGUCUCUCCGGAAAACAACAGUUGUAACGACGACGACGACGCCGAUGAACAGCGGAAGGCCGAACCGGCGACGUUGCUAACGUUGUCACCGCCGGGGGAGAGUUUAGGGACGGCCUACGGUAAGGUGGAAGAGGAGGUUGUGGUAAAAAGGGAUAGCGAAGAAAGGGAGAAAGAGAGAUGUACGGUGGAGAUUAAAGAUAUGUAUUUGAUGAACAUAGUGCAGCGUAUGAUUGCGGAAGAGGUUAGGAACUACAUUGAUAAAGUACGAGCUAAGGGAGAGCUUGCUCUUGGGUUCGAAUCGGGAACCGAUCAAAAUACCCAUAACACUUGGGAGCUGAGAAAUCGAGAUUAAUAAAUAAUAAUACUUCAAUUAAUCUAUUUUUCGUUUAAAAAUUUUAUUCUUUAUUUUCCUCCUUACUUCUUGUUCCUCUGUUCUUUACAACUGUAUAAAGAUUUAAAUACAGCAAGUGUAUGGAAGAAUCGAAAUAUCGAACACCAUUUCUCCUUCCCUUUUUAUCUUCAAUUCUUCGUUGUUAUAUCACCAACAAAAAAUAACCCCUUCAUUGUCAUGUUUUCCUUUUCCCUUUAGUUUUGAUUUUUGAACACAGAAGUUAGGGUUAGGAGGUGCCAAAAUCCAGGCCUGACUGGAGGGCACUGUUACGAUAGGGACCCGGUUAUCAUGUUCUAAGAAUAAUGAAGUCAAAACACAUUCACCUUUU